Drosophila nasuta is the source of this 4384-nucleotide messenger RNA. It is a transcript of the gene TrpA1, whose product is annotated as Transient receptor potential cation channel A1. Gene Ontology annotation, biological process: monoatomic ion transmembrane transport. The record is from RefSeq and is a predicted model, not a curated record. Gene Ontology annotation, molecular function: monoatomic ion channel activity; protein binding. The transcript has 18 exons. Gene Ontology annotation, cellular component: membrane; transmembrane transporter complex. Lineage: Eukaryota; Metazoa; Arthropoda; Insecta; Diptera; Drosophilidae. Bases 204 to 4094 code for a protein of 1296 amino acids.
UCGCGGACUAAAAACUGGCAAAAGACAUUUUUAAAGUUUUUUUUUUGCUAUCGAGGCAAAAGUUGCUGAGAGAAUAUUUGAAACCGAAAUUUUGCGCCUGAAAACACAACAGUCGCAAUUCGCGGCCCUUUACCAUUUCAUCAGCAGUUAUUGGCUUGGAUCGCUCAGCGGAUCAAGCGGAUUCCACAGAGACUGAUCUCAGCAUGCCCAAGCUCUUCAACAGUGUGUACAAUGCCCAAUGCUCGGCUCUGUCGCCACCAGAUCUGAUGGAAGCACAGCCCAAGUUGCUGCCCAAGACACGAAGUAACAGCAGCUCCAGCACCAGUCAACGCAACAGCAAGUAUUGGAUAUUCUCGAUGAUUAUCGAACGCAGCGCAGGUCCCAAGCGUGUGGAAAUUGGCGGUGACGAUAUGGAUACUCCAUUGGAGGCCAUUCUGCCAGCGGAGCCAGCUGCUGAGCAAGUUUGCUUGUUGCGUGACAGUCCUUUCAGGAUACUAAGGAGCAUGACGAGCGACACGGAGGCACCCAAAAGGGAGGUGGUCAUCAGCUCGUUGCGGUUUCUGAUUAACGGUUGGGUGCGCGGCACUGAGCUGACAUCGAUGGGGCCACUGAAUCUGUCCAACAAAUGGGCGCGCAUCUUGCGGAUGUCUUCAGCGCCCAAGAUACACGUCGACGAGUUUAUGCAGGCAGCCGAGUCGGGCAACUUGGAUGAUUUUAAGCGUCUCUACAUCGCGGAUACGACGCGUAUAACGCUGAAAGAUGGCAAAGGACGCACUGCAGCGCAUCAGGCGGCGGCCAGAAAUCGUGUCAACAUAUUGCGCUACAUCUGCGAUCAGCGAGGAGACUUCAAUGCCAAGGACAAUGCGGGCAAUACACCACUUCACAUUGCUGUCGAAUGCGACGCCUACGAAGCAUUGGACUAUUUGCUCUCCAUUCCUGUGGACACCGGCGUGCUGAAUGAAAAGAAACAAGCGCCCGUGCAUCUGGCGACGGAGUUGAACAAAGUGAAGUCGUUGCGUGUGAUGGGUCAGUAUCGGAGUGUUAUCGACAUACAGCAGGGUGGCGAGCAUGGACGCACUGCUCUCCACUUGGCAGCCAUCUAUGAUCACGAGGAGUGUGCUCGUAUCCUGAUUACCGAGUUCGAUGCAUGCCCCCGUAGACCUUGCAACAAUGGUUAUUAUCCCAUACACGAGGCGGCUAAAAACGCCAGCUCCAAGACAAUGGAGGUCUUUUUCCAGUGGGGCGAGCAACGCGGUUGCACUCGUGAGGAAAUGAUAUCGUUCUACGACUCGGAGGGUAACGUGCCACUGCACUCGGCGGUUCAUGGUGGCGACAUUAAGGCUGUGGAGCUUUGCCUCAAAUCUGGCGCUAAAAUAUCAACACAGCAACAUGAUCUCUCGACGCCAGUUCACUUGGCGUGCGCUCAGGGUGCCAUUGAAAUAGUGAAAUUGAUGUUUGAGAUGCAACCCCUAGAGAAGCGGAUUUGCUUGAGCUGCACCGACGUACAGAAGAUGACACCUUUGCACUGCGCCUCAAUGUUUGAUCAUCCGGAUAUUGUUUCUUAUUUGGUGAACGAAGGAGCCGAGAUCAAUGCGCUGGAUAAGGAGCAUCGUUCGCCACUGCUAUUGGCCGCCUCACGUAGUGGCUGGAAGACAGUGCAUCUUUUGAUUCGACUUGGAGCCAGCAUUGAUGUGAAGGAUGCAGCUGCAAGGAAUGUGCUGCACUUUGUCAUCAUGAAUGGCGGUCGCUUAACUGAUUUUGCUGAGCAUGUGGCCAAUUGUCAGACACAGCAGCAGUUGCAAUUGCUGCUCAAUGAGAAGGAUGACAUGGGCUGUUCGCCUUUGCAUUAUGCCAGUCGAGAUGGUCACAUUCGAUCGCUGGAGAAUCUCAUUCGACUGGGCGCUUGUAUUAAUCUGAAGAACAAUAACAACGAGAGUCCAUUGCACUUUGCUGCACGUUAUGGAAGAUACAACACAGUGCGGCAGCUGCUCGACUCCGAGAAGGGUUCGUUCAUUAUCAAUGAGAGCGAUGGCGCUGGGAUGACUCCGCUACACAUUGCUUCGCAGCAAGGACACACACGUGUGGUGCAGCUGCUGCUCAAUCGUGGCGCAUUGUUGCAUCGCGAUCACUCGGGACGGAAUCCGCUCCAGCUGGCUGCCAUGUCUGGCUACACUGAGACAAUUGAGUUGCUGCACUCGGUGCACUCGCAUCUGCUCGAUCAGGUGGACAAGGAUGGGAACACAGCACUUCACUUGGCCACAAUGGAAAACAAGCCGCAUGCCAUCUCUGUGCUCAUGUCCAUGGGCUGCAAGCUGGUCUACAAUGUGCUGGACAUGAGUGCCAUCGACUAUGCCAUCUACUACAAGUAUCCAGAGGCAGCGUUGGCUAUGGUCACGCAUGAGGAGCGUGCCAACGAGGUGAUGGCACUGCGAUCCGACAAGCAUCCUUGUGUCACCCUGGCGCUGAUUGCAUCGAUGCCGCGGGUAUUUGAGGCAGUGCAGGAUAAAUGUAUAACAAAGGCGAAUUGUAAGAAGGAUUCGAAAAGUUUCUACAUUAGAUACUCAUUUGCAUUCUUGCAAUGCCCCUUUAUGUUUGCUAAGAUCGAUGAGAAAACCGGAGAGCCAAUUAUGACAUCCAAUCCCAUUCCAUUGCCGGCGCUGAAUACUAUGGUGACCCAUGGCAGAGUUGAGUUGCUUGCUCAUCCGCUCAGCCAAAAGUAUCUGCAAAUGAAGUGGAACUCGUAUGGCAAAUACUUUCAUUUGGCCAAUCUGCUUGUGUACUCUAUCUUUCUGGUCUUUGUCACUAUCUAUUCCUCGCUGAUGAUGAACAACAUUGAGCUGCGUUCGAAUGGCAAUGAAACCACCAACAAAUACUGUCAGGGCAGCUGGGAUGAAUUGGCCAGGAACCUUUCAAAGGAUCCUCUAGCUGCAGCUCGUUUGCGUCGUGACUCUUGUGUCGAACACAUCAAUCGCACCAACUGCAUUCUCUUCUGUGCCGUCGUCAUUGUCGUCUACAUUUUGCUCAAUUCGGUGCGCGAAUUCAUACAGAUCUAUCAGCAGCGUCUGCACUAUUUAGUUGAGACAGUCAACAUCAUCUCUUGGGUGCUCCAAAUCUCUGCGCUGGUCAUGGUUGCGCCCACCUUUAAGCCAGGUGGCGAGAUCACCACGGUUCACUACUCGGCUGCUGCGAUCGCUGUCUUUUUGUCCUGGUUCCGCUUGCUGCUCUUUCUGCAACGCUUCGAUCAGGUGGGAAUCUAUGUGGUGAUGUUCUUGGAGAUUCUGCAGACGCUCAUCAAGGUGCUGAUGGUAUUCUCCAUACUGAUCAUUGCCUUUGGACUGGCGUUCUACAUACUGCUCUCGAAGAUAAUCGACUCGCAGCCGAAUCAUUUGUCCUUCUCGAACAUACCCAUGUCUCUACUGCGUACUUUCUCGAUGAUGCUGGGUGAGCUGGACUUUGUGGGCACCUAUGUGACCACUUACUAUCGUGAGCAGCUCAAGGUCCCGAUGACAUCAUUCUUGAUACUGAGCGUAUUCAUGGUCUUAAUGCCCAUUCUAUUGAUGAACUUGCUCAUCGGUUUGGCCGUUGGUGACAUCGAGUCAGUGCGUCGAAAUGCCCAGCUGAAGCGUCUGGCCAUGCAGGUAGUGCUGCACACGGAGUUGGAGCGCAAGUUGCCACAUGUGUGGCUGCAGCGUGUGGACAAAAUGGAGCUGAUUGAGUAUCCCAAUGAUACAAAGUGUAAACUUGGCUUUUUGGACUUCAUACUACGCAAAUGGUUCUCAAAUCCCUUCACCGAUGAUUCUGCAAUGGAUGCGUUUGGCUUUGACAACAACGAUGAUUUGGUUAAUGCAGAGCUGGAGCGACAACGUCGCAAGUUGCGGGACAUUAGUCGCAUGUUGGAACAGCAGCAUCAGUUGGUGCGUCUGAUUGUCCAGAAGAUGGAGAUUAAAACGGAGGCGGAUGACGUCGAUGAAGGUAUCUCGCCCAAUGAAUUGCGGUCAGUUGUGGGUCUCAGUUCGGCGGGUGGCAAUCGUUGGAACUCACCGCGUAUACGCAAUAAAUUGCGGGCAGCUUUGAGCUUCAACAAGGGCAUGUAAAGAGAAGGGGAGAGGGGCAAGGCAUCAAUGCCACAUCAUAUCUAAGCAAAGAUCGUAGAGUAGUGCAAUUUUCAAUCCCAGUAGUCAAAAGUAUACCCAACUAUAUGUAUUGUAUUGAUAUCUGUUAACUGAAACUGAGAGCAACUUGAGUCAUGGAAUUACGAAAAGGAAUCAACGAAUUUAAACGGCUAAAGCUGAGAGUCUUUUAUGCAAGUUAAACGGAAUUAUAUUCAACCCUUCUAUUUAUAAAAUAAUCUAUACUUAAAUGUCAUUCGAAAUGAUUCGUCUUU